Molecule: messenger RNA, 1392 nt
Organism: Chironomus riparius
Lineage: Eukaryota; Metazoa; Arthropoda; Insecta; Diptera; Chironomidae
Source: the annotation of a GenBank genome assembly
GUGCAGAUGUAAACAUUGUAAGCUAUAUCCACUAAAAUUAAUAAAUCUACGCAAUGUUCAGGUCAAGAAUAAUCCUUAAUUAUGUUAAAAAUGGGAAUAAUUUAAUAGUGAGGAACAAGUCUGUUGUAAUCAGGCAAAUAGAAACAAUUAAGCUGACUAAAGCACAACGAAUGAAGAAAAAUAACUUUGAGACGUCAUAUCUCUUCGGAUCAAAGCAAAAAAAUGAAAAGAAAGCAGCAAAUAAAGUGCACAAUGAAACUGAUGAACAUGGUGUUAAUUCUGAAAUUUAUUGGACAUUAGAAGGCGCCAAAAGCAAAAAGAAAAAGUCUAAAGACUAUAAAAAUGAUAAGGAAUCAAAUGAUGUGAUCGAGAAACCAAAACGGACGAAAAAGAGCACAACCAGUAAAAAGACAAAAGCAAUAGCAGCUAAUAAGGAAGAGAAACCAACAGAAACAUUUGCUAAAUUCAAGCUGGAUCUUCCAAAGCCUGUAAAAGUGACAAUUCAGGAUGCGUUAAACAAUAUAGAUACACAAAUUAAUUUAGAUGAUAAAGUAAUCAUACAGCAAGUGAUUCCAUUCGAUCAGAAUCAACUCAGGAACAUGAUCAAUUUUCCGUUAAUAAUUGAGAAGAAUGACUUAGUAUUAAGUUCCUUUGACGAAUCAACAAUAACUAAUUGUGGAUUAAAUUAUAUACCUAGUGUCAGUAGAAUUCUUCAAGCUACAAUGUCGGCAAAUCAGAAGCAAGCCUUACUUCAAUGGAAGAAUUUAAAAAUUGCAGAAUUAGGAGUUGAAGGUUUUGAGGAACUACAGAAAAUGUACUUAAAUAGAGGAAAGAAAUUUCAUGGAUGUCUUCAAAAAUAUUUCAAUAAUGAAGAAAUGACUGAAGAUGACAUUUCAAUGGACAUAAUAGAAGUUUGGAAGAGCAUAUCACAUGUCAUUAAAGAUUUUGAAGCUCCAGCUACAUUAACUGAAUUUAAUCUAGAUCAUCCUUAUUUAUGUUAUAAAGGAAUUGUUGAUUGUGUAGCUGUUUCUAGGAAAUCAAACACUUUGUCGGUCAUUGAAUGGAAAAAUUCUGAUAGAUAUAAGAAGACUAUAUCCAAUACAUAUGAUGCACCACUUCAACUUUGUGCCUACUUGGGAGCAUUAAAUGCAACAACAUUUAAAAAUAAUCCAAUCAGCAAUGGCGUGAUUGUUGUGGCUUAUAAUGAUGGAGAAGAUGCUGAUAUUUUUCAAUUAUCAAAUACUGAGCUUAAAAAGUACUGGAAAGUAUGGCUGAAUCGUCUACAAGACUAUUGGAUACGAUAUCGAGAUAAUACGCUUAAUUUGGAUGAAAUUUAAUAUUUAAUAAAGUGUCAAUAAUUUCUUUUUGAAUAACUUUAAAGUGAUGAUAGUU